Messenger RNA from Brienomyrus brachyistius, 3050 nucleotides. It is a transcript of the gene creld1b, whose product is annotated as protein disulfide isomerase Creld1. The transcript has 11 exons. NCBI's taxonomy places the organism in Eukaryota, Metazoa, Chordata, Actinopteri, Osteoglossiformes, Mormyridae. The record is from RefSeq and is a predicted model, not a curated record. Bases 376 to 1605 code for a protein of 409 amino acids. Gene Ontology annotation, molecular function: calcium ion binding.
CCGAAAUCGUCAUCCACGACCGUAGGUCGAGUCCCGCCUCCGCGGUCUACAAUUGGCUGAGGCGGCACGUCCCGGCGGAACUAGGGCGGGGCGCCAGUGCCGCUUCUGCGGACGGGACAGAAGCAACGAGAAGCGCAGGUAGUCGUUUCAUCUAGCCGAAGAUACAGCGAACCGGUGUAGCGGGGCUGUUUGGCGGUGCGGGAACGACGGGGCGUUGCUACCGGAGUCUUCCAUUUGUGAGGAGUGGCACCGCGUCGCCCGCACAUGUGCUGAGAUCAUCAGAGUCCGAGCAAAGCCGAAGAGUGCUCAUCUCUUCACAGUUUGCCAGAUAUCAGUGUUCUUCAGGGAAGUGACGCAGCCUCCUUCUGCGACUGCAUGGAAGCCAUGUGGUCUUCCUGGCCUUUCCACCUGGCGAUAGUGCUGUGCUCCGUGCUCUCUGUGGUGCGUGUGGAGACGGCACCCUGCCAGACGUGCCGCAAACUCACAGAAAACUUCAUUAAGGGCUUAGAGCGAACAGCCAAUAAGAACUUUGGGGGCGGGAACACCGCUUGGGAGGAGGAGAAACUUGCUAAAUAUGCAAGGAGCGAGACACGGCUCUUGGAGAUCGUGGAGUCGGUGUGUGAGAGCUCAGACUUCGAUUGCAACAGGCUGCUGGAGCAGAUCGAGGACCAGGUGGAGACGUGGUGGUUCAAGAGGCAGCAGGAGGCGCCUGACCUCUACGAAUGGCUUUGCAUUGAUGAACUCCGAUUGUGUUGUCCCGAAGGCAGGUUUGGCCUUGAAUGCUCAGAGUGUCCCAGGGGUCCCGGAGGCGUGUGCGGGGGCUUGGGACGGUGUGAGGGCGAAGGAACUCGCUUAGGGGACGGUGAAUGUGUGUGUGACCCGGGCUAUGCUGGGGAGCUGUGUCAGCAGUGUGCCGACGGCUACUACAGGGAGAAGACCUCCAACCACACGGUGGCGCUCUGUUCAGCCUGCUACCGUGCUUGUAAACACUGCACUGGACCGGAGGACUACAAAUGCCUGGACUGCAAGCCAGGCUGGACUCUCCACGACCACAAGUGUGUGGACGUGGAUGAAUGUGGCACUGAACUGGCAAAAUGUCCUUCCAACACGUACUGCUUCAACACGGACGGCUCCUAUGAGUGCAGGGGCUGUGACCAGGCAUGCGUGGGAUGCAUGGGCAGCGGACCAGCCCGCUGUAAGAAGUGUGCCCGUGGGUACAGGCUGGUGGGGCCCAAGUGUCUGGACAUCGACGAGUGCAGCGAGAGGGCAAUGGCAUGUCCAGGGCUGAACGAGGCCUGUGUCAACGAGGAGGGCUCCUUCCGCUGUGACUGUGCAGACGGGUUUGUGCGCAGGGACAGCAUCUGCGUGGAGAACCUGCCUCUCUCGGGACCUGAGAAGGGUCUUUUCGAGGACAUGACGGACGACGAGGUGCUGGUGCUACAGCAGAUGUUCUUUGGAGUGGUGAUCUGUGCGCUGGCCACGCUGGCAGCCAAGGGCGACAUGGUGUUUACCGCCAUCUUCAUCGGGGGAGUGGCUGCCAUGGCCGGAUACUGGCUCUCGGAGAAGGGCGACCGCGUGCUGGACGGAUUCCUGCGGGGGCGCUAACCUUCUAACUGGGGGGGAAUGGUUGGAGUGGAGAGCAGGGGCUUCGGGAUGAGAGGACGAAAUUUCAGAAAUAAAAAUUUAACAGUGGAACUGCAACUGUAGGCUGGCCAGUGGGGUAGUAAUGUGCAGGUUGUCCUUAACUGCAGUGUAGUUUUUGGGUCGUCAUGAAUUUUUGUGGCCAGUUGCCUGAACACCACCAGCCCCCCCACCCCCCGCCCCGCAUCAUGCUUGGAGUUCUGGGGCCCUGACCAUGCUGGGACAUUUCAACACUCACAAGAGGUUUGUUUGUUUAUUUAUUUAUUUGUAUCUUUCAGACUUGCAAAGCUGAGCAACAGAAAAUUGCUGAUCGCCAGUCUAGCUUUUAGCUUCAGCCGGCGAGGCGAACGGCGCGUCACUGGAGUGUAGCCCCGACUACGGGUAUUUUCAGUUCAGGAUCCCGUCGGGGAAAGCUUGAGAAUGAACAUUUUCUUUUAUCAUUUUUGUUCUUUUGUUGUACAGGAAAAUGUCUGGAGUGCAUGAGAAGCCAUUCAGUCAGCCAGUGUGUUUUUGACACAAGCCUUUUUGCAGCUGUGAGGAGGAUUUGCUCAAACGUGCUUUUUACUGAAGCAUAAAUGGCGGGACUUUAGUUAUGCCUGUUGUUUUUAAUGCAGAAUUAUUUGUGAAUUUACCCAUAAAAACCUACUGCCUCAGCUGUGUGUGUCUGUGCAGGGGUGUCUCUGCGUGCAUGCAUGCAUGCGUGUGUGUGUGUGUGUGUGUGUGUGUGUGUUUCUCUCCACACUCCCUUUUACCUUAUGUAAGGAGCGAACAUUAGAGUCUGUGGUGCUUGGUGGGUCCCAUCCUUCACUUCAGUGCUGUCUCCCCUUCAGUGUUCUUGUCAAUUUUCAAGUCGGUACACAGCUUUCAUUGCCGGUGUGUUGAAUGACCGCUUGGUUCCCACAUGCUAUGCAGCGCCAUGUCCAUUCUACCACCUGUGUAUCUUGCUGUUGCUUGUCUUCCCUGUGGACCAGUUUGAAAGAAGGGCUGCGUGUAUCGUGUGGCGAAGCUCUGAGGUCUGUUACCCCCAGUUCCUGUCUGAAGCAUUGGUUCCUGUCCUGCUUGAUUCUGUCUGGCAGUGUUUCCCAACCCGGUUCUCCGGGACCCACAGAUGGUCCACAUUACUGCUCUUUCACAGCUCCCGGUGGACAAAAACAUGUCUGGGGAUCCUUGAGGACCAUGUUGAGAAACGGUGGUCUGUGUUAGGGAUGACAUCGUGACUCAUAAAGAACAAACCCCGGCCAUCGCCAGCCUCCUCCAGCUGUCCGUCCGCGUUCCUCACUGUGUGAAACCACCCGCAUCUCUCCUGCCUCACGGAGCGCAGUUAUGUCGAGAAAAUUGCACUUCUUAACACAGCUGUUUAUUAUUAUUAUUAUUAUUAUUAUUAUUAUUAUUAAAAAUAUGAACUUUGA